Molecule: messenger RNA, 2013 nt
Organism: Rhizoctonia solani
Lineage: Eukaryota; Fungi; Basidiomycota; Agaricomycetes; Cantharellales; Ceratobasidiaceae
Product: NADH dehydrogenase
Exons: 15
Coding region: 1-2013 (670 amino acids)
Molecular function (GO): calcium ion binding; NADH dehydrogenase activity
Source: RefSeq, a predicted model, not a curated record
AUGAUACCAGUUCGCCGCACGACGGCAACACUGGUCAAGGCCUUCGUGCCGAUGCCAAGGUAUUACAGGCCAUUGACCGGUUUUAGACGAGCUCCUCUAUUUUCCAAUGAGUUUGCGUACAGCUCCAAGUUCAGCACCACCAUUCCUCGUCGUGCGGAUCCAUCGCCUAUCCCUGGAUCACCCGCACCUCUCCCCCCCUCCCGAUCUAGCAUAAUCUUGAGACGUUCUGUCACUGGAUUGAAAUGGGCUGGCUUCCUUAUUGGGAGUUCAGUUCUUGGCAUUGGUUUACUCACUGGCGCGCUCUUUAUUCACGACGUAUUUACUUACAACGACAGACAUCUAGAAAAGGUACCUGUUAAUCCUCUGGCACUCAAACCUGAAACUGGCGGCCCGAAGAACUUGCCCAUUGCUAGCUCACUCGUCGGCGACGAAGAGGAUGAAGAGGCGAAAUACCUGUCAACGAAACCACGCCUUGUCAUUGUUGGUGGUGGAUGGGGGGCUGUCGGCGUUCUCCAAAAGUUGCACCCAGCUGAUUACCAUGUUACUAUCGUUUCGCCAGAGACAUACACGAAUUUUACACCCCUGCUUCCUUCGGCUGCUGUUGGCACGGUUCAAGUUCGUAGCUUGAUUGAACCGCUGCGCAAACUAGUUGCUCGUGUGCAUGGCCAUUUUGUCUGUGGAAAAGCUGUGGAUAUUGCGUUCUCGGAUCAGCUGCUUGAAGUUGAAACUCAAUCAGGAAACGGGACGCGUCGGAUGUAUAUCCCAUAUGACAAGCUUAUUAUUGCUGUUGGCUCGGUUUCGGCUCAGCAUGGGGUACCCGGUCUUGAGAACUGCUUCCAAUUGAAGAACAUCCGUGAUGCUCAAGCCAUUCGCCGACGCAUCUAUGACAAUUUUGAGAUUGCUGCGUUACCCACUACCAGCUCAGGGGAGCGCAAACGUCUGUUGUCUUUCGUCAUUUGUGGUGGUGGUCCCACAGGCGUUGAAACCGCAGCGGAAAUUUACGAUCUCUGCCAGGAAGAUAUUAUGCAAUACUAUCCAAAACUCCUGCGAGAAGAAGUGUCCAUUCAUAUCAUUCAAUCUCGCGAUCAUAUCUUAAAUACCUACUCCGAGAGUAUCUCGCAAUACGCUGAGCAAAAGUUCAAUCGCGACAAUGUCAAUAUUAUUACAAACGCACGGGUCAAGGCUGUUUAUCCAGACCGAGUUGAAUACGAGCAACGCGAACCAAACGGAAAGGUUCUUUAUUCAAUCCCAUCGAACUUUGUCCUUUGGAGCACUGGUAUUGCAAUGAACCCGUUCACCCAGCGCGUCAGCAACUUGUUACCAAAUCAAGUUCACAGGAAGGCGAUUGAGGUCGAUGCUCAUCUUCGUGUGAAAGGAGCACCUCUCGGAACUGUAUACGCAGUUGGCGAUGCCAGCACGAUUGAAACCUCGAUUGUUGGCCAUCUAUUGGAACUCGUCGACGAAGCAGAUAAGAACAAAGACGGUCGUAUUGACUAUGAUGAAUGGGAAAUCAUGGCAACUCGCAUCCGUAAAAAGUUCCCAAUGACAGACCAGCAUAUAGCGAAGCUACGCGAACUUUUUGACGCAUAUGACAAAGACCAUGACGGCAGUCUCGGCCUAAACGAAUUGGUUGUGUUGCUAGAAGAAUUGGGAAACAAAAUCACUGCCUUGCCAGCGACGGCGCAAGUAGCUUCUCAGCAGGGUAAAUAUCUGGGUAGAAAGUUGAGCAAGCUCGCCAGGCAGAAGCGCAUUUUAGCUGCCAACGAUAUUGAUUUUGAUGAUGAUGCUACGUAUUCCGACCCUUUCAAGUAUAAGCACUUGGGGAGUCUUGCGUACAUUGGAAACGCUGCUGUGUUUGACCUCGGAGGUACAUCAUUUAUGGGAGGACUUGCUGCAAUGUAUGCGUGGCGUAGCGUCUAUUGGAGCGAACAGGUCUCGAUGCGUACCCGCGCAUUACUAAUGAUUGAUUGGAUUAUCAGAGGUGUUUGGGGACGGGACUUGUCCAAGCUAUAG